Solea solea (common sole) is the source of this 2304-nucleotide messenger RNA. RefSeq lists its product as uncharacterized. The record is from RefSeq and is a predicted model, not a curated record. The transcript has 9 exons. The coding region runs from base 100 to 1794 and encodes 564 amino acids. Lineage: Eukaryota; Metazoa; Chordata; Actinopteri; Pleuronectiformes; Soleidae.
UUCAUUUGUGGUUUUGACAUUUCAGUCACUGCUAUAAAGACAUUGAAGAGAAGAAACUUACAUACAACUUUGUGUGUAUAGCUGAAGACGACACGGGCCAUGUUGUUGGCAGAAGCUGGAUGUGUGUUUAUGGGUUUCAUCCUCUACAGCUCAGGGCUUUCAGUAAAAAGUCGAUGUGUCCUGAAAGGUUCAACAGUGGAUCUACCCUGCUCAGCUGAACCUGCAUCUGGAGCCCACAAAUGGUUCAUUAAACAAGAAUAUCAUUGGUCUGAAAUCUCUGCAGACAGGAAUCAUCAAAGAUACACUCUGUCCAAUGAAAGUCAUCCAACCUUAAGAAUCAAAGAUCUAAGAGAGAGUGAUAACAAUGAUUAUUGCUGCAGUUAUAAAAAAAGUGGUUGUUGGAUGAAAGAAAUUAAGCUCCAUGUUGCAGACCUGCAGGUGAAGGUGAUUCCCUCCGCAGAGGAGCACAUGGUGUCACUGGUGUGCAGCAUCAGCUGUGUUCUGACUGAAGGUCCUGCAGUUUACGUCUGGUACCGGAACAGAGAGACCGUCUAUAAGGACCGGUCACCCUGGUACCAAGAGCUGGUCAGCAGCGAGAAAGCUGUCACAUACUCGUGUGCUGUCAAAGGCUACAAGCAUCUCAGAGCCCCUGAGGUCUCAGUGGAUUCUGUCACAUCGGCUUGCUUUACUGUGACCUACACUACAGGGAUGAUGUGUUCUCAUUGGGAGAAUGAGUCCUGCUCCAUCACAUAUCCAAAGAAAGUACGUGUUCAAGCUGAACCGACAUGGGGCAACCAUUCCAAGCUGACCUGUAACACCAGCUGUUCUCUGAUGGACCAACAAACUGCCUUCAGCUGGUACGAGAAUGGAGUGUUUGUACAAAAGAUCUCGCUAGUUCCCUCCACCUCUACUAAAAUAUUCUCCUGUGCUGUAAAGAGCAAUGAGUUUCUGCUCUCUGAUGAAUUCUGUUUAGAUGAAAACCACUGUGGGAGAGUUAAUUAUGCCAGCAGGAGGAUCUGUGCUCUGAAGGGUUCUUCAGUUACUAUUUCAAGUGAAUAUUUGAGUCCUGGUGAGCAGAAGACUGGAUAUUGGCUUAGGAGCGAUAUACGCAACCUGAAGACUUCACAUCGUAUAAAGCAUCACAGCAACAAGACCCACCACAACCUGAAAAUCAAUACGUUGAAAAAGAAUGACUCGGCAAAAUACGUCUUCAUAGCAGAUGACAAGCGAAUGAACUGGGUGAAUCCAACUGGAGUGACUUUGUUUGUAACAGACCUGAGUGUGCAGUUUGCUCCCUCUGCAGUGGUGACUGAGGGGCAGAGAGUCACAGUUACCUGCAGAACCAGCUGUCCUCUGGCUAAUGACACCAACUACAUUUGGUAUUUCAACAAUCAAACACUGGACCGGACUAAAAGACACAGCAAACACCUGGUUUUAGACCCAGUCAGCAGUCAGCAUGUGGGAAACUACAUCUGUGCAGUGGAAAAACAAAGACACAGGUCAGAUGAAGGAGUUCUCACAGUCCACAGAAAAACGUGGAUACCGGCUGUCGUCGGAGUCGUUGCUGUUCUCCUGGUUUUGAUUAUACCCACUGUCGUCUUCAUGUGGAGAAAAAAGACGACUUGCAGAAAGUCUCCUGGAGCUAAAACCUCUGACAACGUGGAACAGAUAAGCCUUGGCCAUGAGUAUGACGACAUCUUGGCUCCACCACCAGAGCCGGUCGAGCUCAACUACAGCACAGUUAUGUUUCCAAACUCCACAGACGUCCUCUACUCCACUGUCAAAACACAUUAGCCCCAAGCAUAUAAAGGUGUUGUGUCAAAACCUGGUUCACUGAGCAAAGAGCCACAAUCCCACCAACUAACGGAUCCCUGACACUCCAAACCUGCAGGGGGCAACCACAUCAGUGGUGGAGCCCCAGGUAACAGGAAGGAAGUGCCUGAGGAAUACCGGAAGCAUGGUGUGAAAUGUUUGGAGGUGGUUCAGUCACCUUGCUUUCUCCUGGAGACACCUCACAGCCAUAGCUCCUGAUCAACAAUUGAAGACACCACUGGUAUAGAAGUGUUGAACUUUAAGUUUGGAGGCUACACUUCCCAAAUGCCUUUGAUGUGUGUGUUUGUGGAUGCAAUGUUUUAUUUAAAUUGAGUAAUUUGGAAACUUCUUUAUAUGAUUUAUGAUGAUAGAGAUGAUUUGAAGUACUUUGUUACUUGUGCUUUUGUUACUGGUACUUUAAUCAUAACCUUUGGUGUAGCUUUGUUACUUUAAUGAUUAACCUUUUUGGAGUGAUUUAAGUUAAUUAAUCUG